AUGAUCCAUUUCUUCUGCAGGUGGAAAGUGAUUGUUUGCUCCUUAGCAGUCUUACUGCUGCUGCUCCAUUGUCUUACGCUGUAUCUUCUCUUUCCCAGAACACAAGUCGAGCUGAUCGCACAUGCCGGAAGUCAUGGCGGAGCAGUUUGCAGGGCUCUCCAAAGCAUGUGCAGACAAAGCUGCAAGCAGUGGGUCGGAUGUCCACAGGUCUCUUGUCUGGUGGACAAAAGCAGCAGGUCUCUCCGUCACAAGAGAGAGGCUGCACAACCUGGCUUGUCUAUCCUGCUGUUGCGUGACCCACGUGAUGUGGUCGUGUCCUGGCGACACGGGACUGAAUCCUCCAGCAAGUAUCAGCUUGCUGUCCAGCACAUUCGGUCGGUCGCUAGUUGGACAAGGUGGCAGCAUGAACAACAUUCAGGACGGACCGAGUCCUUUGUGCUUUUCUACGAGGCCUUAGCUUUGCAGCCUCGUGAGACUCUUGAGGCACUAGCGAAGUUUCUUCAGCUGGAGGUGUCUUUCACGGAGGAGCAGAUCGCAGAGUGGCAGAGCGUCACAAAGCCGGGGGAGAGGUGUCAGAUCUCCUCGUACCCGCCUUGGAUUGCCGGUUAUCUCAGCGCCAUCGUUCAGAAGGAGCUUCCAGAAGAUCUUCGGGGCCACUGGGCAUCUUGUCCCGGUAACGUGUCCUGGGCACCGGAGCCAUGCCCGAGAGGAACGGAGCUGGAAGUCCAUAAUGAGUCGAGGCAUGGGGACAUCUGCCGGAGAUCGAGGGAUUACAUGUGUCCGAAUAUGUGCAGGCAAUUGGUCGACGCCCCAUACUGUGCCGGGAAGGAACAAGAAGACCCAUGUCGAGCUGCAGCAGCUGCUGCAACAUGGCAAGACAUGCUGGUUCCAAAUCCGCACACGCCCUGGGUGAUAAGCACAUACUACGAGGCAAGUUCCAAGAAGGACGGCCGGGAGGAUGCGAGACAGCUGACACUGGCGACUUGGGCUCAGCAUUGGCAGCGGGCUGGCUGGAAGACGAGGGUUCUCGGCCUGGCAGAUGCCCAGAAGUCUCCUUUCUACAAGCAGCUGCUUGUGAAGUUUGCGCAGAUCCCACUCGGUCAGAAUCCCGAGUAUGAGAAGGCCUGCUAUUUCCGAUACCUCGCCAUGUCGGAAGCUGGCGGUGGCUGGAUGAGCGACUAUGACACCUUGCCCUUGCAUUUUCCAGCAACCAGUGAUUUGGUUGGAAAUGGUCGCUUCACAGUGCUGCAGGGGCACAUACCCGCACUCAUGUCCGGCAGCCAAGAGGAGUGGGCCCGGAUGUCCCGUCUGCUCGUGGAAAGUGCUGUGAUGCUGACGCGGCAAACCCCCAUGCCAGCCCUGGUUUCUGACAUGCAUGCGAUGGCAGGACUGGUGGACAAGUCCGGGCUCAAAAACAAGUCUGAAGAUGCCUUGAACUCCUUCUACAUGGUGGCAGAUGCAAAAGACUACCUGCGUACAUUGAAGAGGCCGACGUCCAGCUUGAUCUGUCGUCGCUUCACCUUCUUCCGCUUGGCCAUCCACGUCUCCCACGCAUCCCUGGCAGCAGCAGGGCUUGCCUUGAAGGAUGCCGACGUUGAGACGCAGCGUCCCCAUUUCAUGAACCAAACCAUGGAGCGUUUCUGGGAGUGCGUGGAGAUGGAGAAUCCUUAA
This is a messenger RNA of Symbiodinium necroappetens, 1671 nucleotides long. The record is from the annotation of a GenBank genome assembly. NCBI's taxonomy places the organism in Eukaryota, Dinophyceae, Suessiales, Symbiodiniaceae.